This is a messenger RNA of Entrophospora sp. SA101, 525 nucleotides long. Lineage: Eukaryota; Fungi; Glomeromycota; Glomeromycetes; Entrophosporales; Entrophosporaceae. The record is from the annotation of a GenBank genome assembly.
AUGCCAAAAAAGGGUAAAUGCUUAAAAGUGUCUGACGUUUUAAAUAAAUGGUUGCAGCCAAGAAUUGAAUCAAAGUUGGAGAAUGGGAUAACAGCAGAGCAAGCUUUAGAAGAUAUUGUUAAAGAAAUUGCAAUCAACUCUCUUUCUCAACUUCCACUACCAUUGUUUUCUAGUUCGAUGAUAGCUUUGGCACAACUUGGUGAUAAAAAUAGAUUGGAAAUUAUGGAAAAGAUCAUUGCUAUAUCACCAAAUCCUGAGUUUGCAACAAAAACAAAAACAACUACUGAUGGCAACGAUGGUAGCGGUGGCAGUAGUGUAGUGGCUGAUAAAAUUCGUGAUUAUUUGAUUUUGAAGCUUCUAUCAUCUUCAACAUCUUCGUCAUUGAUGUUGUCUUCUUCUUCACAAGAAGAUUCCUUCUCUAGUAAAGUUUCAAUAGAAAUUAAACCUAAACUUAUGGAUAUUGCAAAGACUGUUUUACAAAACUCUUAUAAUAAUAACAUUCGAAAAAAUUUGGCUAGAAAGUAA